Molecule: messenger RNA, 1821 nt
Organism: Nerophis lumbriciformis (worm pipefish)
Lineage: Eukaryota; Metazoa; Chordata; Actinopteri; Syngnathiformes; Syngnathidae
Gene: smyd3
Product: SET and MYND domain containing 3
Cellular component (GO): nucleus
Molecular function (GO): protein binding
Source: RefSeq, a predicted model, not a curated record
AGCGUACGUCGUGCGUGCGUAAACAUUUGUCUGGCGGCUCGCGCGGGCUUAUAUAAACCCGACAAUUAAUGGCGUCCACGUUGGAGCGGUUUGUAAGCCCGGGGAAAGGUUACGGCCUGCGGGCGACAAGCGGCAUUAAACGUGGCCAGUUGCUCUUCUCCUCCGAGCCCAUGGCGAGCUGUGUCUCCAACAAAGUGGCCAAAGAUGUCUGCCAUCGCUGCUUCGCACAGAAUAAGACCUUUCUGAGGUGCUCCCAGUGCAAGAUGGCUCGCUAUUGUAACAUCACCUGCCAGAAACAAGCAUGGUCUGACCAUAAGAGGGAGUGCAAAUGUCUGCAAAGUCUCCUUCCCAGAGUUCCUACAAACUCCGUCCGGCUGACUGCGAGAAUCAUCUUUGCCUUGUUAACGCCAGUAAAGAGUUGCAGUGAGGAGCUCUACACUUUAGAUGAACACGAAUCACACCUGACCUCCAUGUCUGAGCAGAAGAAACAAGGCCUAUCUCAGCUGGCAUCCAUGCUGGAAUUGUACCUACAACAGGAAGUGCCUGACCUCGCACAGGAAAUGACAUCGAGGCUACCGCAGUCUUGCAGACAACUACUCGACCUGAUUGCAAAGGUGACGUGUAAUUGUUUUACCAUUAGUGACGGAGAGCUGCAAGAGAUUGGAGUUGGGCUGUAUCCGAGUUUAUCGCUCCUAAACCAUGACUGCAGGCCAAACUGUGUGAUGGUGUUUGAAGGAGCAAAGAUACACCUCAGAGCCAUUCAGGAUAUCAAACCUGAAGAGGAGCUAACUAUAAGCUACAUAGAGACCUUGUUGUUGACUGAAGAGCGUCAGAAGCAGCUGGAGGACCAGUACCAUUUCACUUGCCGCUGCCAGAAAUGUGACUCUCAAGACACAGACUGUCUCAUGUUGUCAGGUGAAAAGGAAAGAUGGCUUCAGUUGAAGGAGACCUUACCUAAACUGGAAGAACUAAAAGCAGUCUCAGAUUGGGGAACCCUCCUUGACAGUAGUACACUUCUGUUAUCAACUGUUGGUGCCGAUGUGCCCGAUGGAAACCUCUACAAGCUCCAAUUGACUGAUAUGGCGCUAGAUUCCGCCAUUCACCUCGGCCACUGGGAGGACGCUGUAAAAUACGGGGAGAGGACACUUCCAAUUUACAGACAAUACUACCCUGAUCCCCAUCCUGUUCAUGGAGUCCAGCUGAUGCGAGUAGCAAAGCUGCAACAUUAUUUGGAGCGCAUUAAAGAUGCUCUGGGAACGUUUAAACAGGCUUUUGCAAUCCUACAGAUCACUCACGGUAUUGAUCACCCUUUAGUGGCGGAUUUGUUGGAGAAGAUGGAAGAAUGUCGCUUUGAGAUGGGUCAAUAACAAUCAACCAACAGUAAAGACAGUAAAACGUCAGCAGAACUUGAAAAGUGAUUUUUUUAAGGCACAUAUUUUUGGUGUGAUGCCAAAAGGACAUUACUGUUCUUUCUGCACGUGUGUUCUUGUUUAUGUUAGAUACCAUUGUGGGGAAUGCAUCCAAUAUGUGUGUGUUUCUUUUACAGUCAGCCACUUAAAACAUCCAUCUUCCUCCCGCCACGUAUCCAUCACACAUGCACUUCCUGCCGUAAUCCCUGUUUUUGUGGCUUCUUCUGUCAGGGUCUGUGUUGGAAUGUGGUAAUGCUUCACACACACACACACACACACGAUGCCUCUUUGCAGGAAAGGGAUGACAACAUUUCCUCUGGGAGAGAAAAAUUGUGUGUUUAAGGGUUAUGUGAGGAUUACACUGACAUUGUGUUUGUUUUAACAUAACAAAUAAAAAGUUUGGCUUUUCUGA